CUGGAAAGCAAUGGACGUUAUGUGUGUUCCCCCAUCGGACCUGGCCACGAGCUUGGCGUUAUAUUUAUGAACGCUGAGGCCUGAGGAUCAGACGUGGUCCCACAUCACCAAGAUUCCCCAAAUUGGAGAAGAGCUAAUAAGAGCUGUCCAUUGCCAAACGGGUCACGCUUGCGCUCACGCACAAAAAAUUCCGUCGAUAUGAACAGUCCACUCGGAAGCUCCACCGAUGGAGGCUCUCCCUCCGGGUUGACUUCGCCUGUCUUCACCUCUCCCUUCCUCCGUCCAAACUCUCCUCCAUGUCUGCUGGACGAGAGCCAAUCAUUUUCCCUCGAUGCCUCGCUCCCGCAAUGCGCACCACAAAUGAGCGCUUCUUUACAUAUACGUGCGACAACGGACAUUGGUGUCCAAGUUUCACACAAUUUUACCUCCUACCCUUCUUCUCCCUCAUUAUCCCCGUCAAGGACACCUCCAGCUCAAAAACCAAAAGCUACGCUCAAGUCAAAGCCAUCGGUAGCCACAUUUCUUGCUCCUCCUCCUCUUGCGCCCCCGCCUACAAUAUCAUUUGAAUCCACGCAGAUUCCAUGGAAGGGCCUUCCCUACGAGGCCGCUCAAUGGACGUUCACCUCACCCGAACUACAGGAGAUAGUCUCACGUGCUAUCAGGUUAAGCGCAAAAGAGUCCUUCAUACGCCUCCUAUCCCUCCAGGCGCUCGACACAGACAUGGUGAAAGAAGCAGAGCGUCUCGAAGAAGAGCGUCUAGCAGCGCAGGUCAAAUGGAGAUUCGAAAUGAACAGGCGAACCAUGCUGAUGCAGGCGCUCAACUCCUGUGCCGGUGUCCUCGCAAACUCAGGAGAAGGCGAUAAAGAUAAUGUUUUGGGAGGCUUGAUAUCUCAAGUUUCAACUUCUAUUGCUUCGUGCGACUCUAUUCUUGCAUCUAUUCUGCACAUGUCAGACCAGCAGGCGCAAAUCUCGGUAGUUCAGCACCGACAUUGGGCUUCAGCUCUCGGGAUUGCACUUCGCAAGCUGAAUAAGGCAUUCGAGCGUCAAGGAGAGGAGAUGAAACGCGCGCUAAUACGUAUCCAGACGCUCGAGGAUGAGCUCGAGGAGGCCUGGAGAGAAGCGGAGGGCAUGGCCGCCGAGAUUGAUGAGAUGGAGGAGAGCGAGGAUGAACUUGAUGAUAUCGAUGACAACCAAACACUUGGAGACAUGACCAUCAACACCGAUAUCGCACAGGUCAUGGGUGUCACCGCAAAAGCUGUCUUAUCCAAAGCUACUCUCAUCUCCCAAGUUAAGCACGUAUCAUCCGACGCUAAAUCCGUCAAGUCUGUCAAAUCCGCCAAAUCCUCCCGCAGCAAACGAUCCAAAGAUGGCCCAAAUCGGCUUUCACGCUUUUCUGCAGCAAAGACACGCUCACGCACCGCAUCCAAUGCCAGCCUCCGUUUGCCCAAGGGGCUGCGCACUCCCACAUCAUCUCAUAUGCCAGAUGAUCCGCCACCCAUGCCUGCACUUCCGGACGCCUUACAAGGAUGCUCGUUCCUUGAUAUGGACACCACCGGCGCAGAGUAUUCCCGUCCACUGAGAAAACAGCUACCUAACCGUGCGAAUUCUCAUCAUGUUCUCAUCGCUCUCUAA
Messenger RNA from Suillus clintonianus, 1632 nucleotides. RefSeq lists its product as uncharacterized. Lineage: Eukaryota; Fungi; Basidiomycota; Agaricomycetes; Boletales; Suillaceae. The transcript has a single exon. The record is from RefSeq and is a predicted model, not a curated record. Bases 199 to 1632 code for a protein of 477 amino acids.